Messenger RNA from Hydra vulgaris (swiftwater hydra), 738 nucleotides. RefSeq lists its product as uncharacterized. NCBI's taxonomy places the organism in Eukaryota, Metazoa, Cnidaria, Hydrozoa, Anthoathecata, Hydridae. The record is from RefSeq and is a predicted model, not a curated record.
AAUUGCUUUUUAAAACAGAUUUUGUAUAAACAUUUACCAAAUCAAAGAAGACUUCCCAAUUAUGCUAUUGCAAAAGCAGAAAGCUUGUUACGCUUAAAAGCUAAUAAAAAACUUCUACAACAAGAAUUGUCAAAGGAGACUGGAAAAAUGAUAACUCUUCGUGACUUAUCAAAUAUUGCUGCUUCUGCGUGCAAAAGUGAUACCCGAAAUAAUUUAACAAGCUUUGUUAAGACUUUAAAGGAAAAAUACAAUGCUAAUGUAGAUGUUUUAACGGAUGCAGAAAAUAAUUUACAAGGGCUUUUUUUCCAAGAUAUUUCAAUGCAUAGUGUUUACAAUGCAUAUCCUGAAUUUUUAUGCAUGGAUGCAACUUAUAGAUUAUUAGAAGUUCGUUUGCCAGUAUAUAUUCUGCUAUGUGAAGACGGAGCUGGUGAAAGUGAAAUAGCAGCUGUCGGUUUGCUUGCACGUGAAGAUGCUGCAUCUCUGAGUUGGUUCAUUGAAAGAUUCAAGAGUUAUAAUAUUUCUUGGCCAAAGACAAAUGUUUUCAUGACAGAUAAAGACUUGAACGAAAGAGAUGUAUUGCGUGGUGCUUUUCCGGGGGUAUCUCUAUUACUCUGUUUAUUUUACACCCUUCGGUAAUAGUCAUUGUUUAUAUGUCACUAAUUAUUUGAUUAAGGAAUAUUCUCUUGUUCUGAUUCUAGUUACGCUUUUUUUUUAAUUUGUACCUGUAUUUAUUGAUUA